CGCCGUAAGGGAGAAGGAUGGAGCAUCUCCCACUUCUCUCGCUGCUCCUGUUAGCAGUUUCCCAUUUUGAGCUGGGCAGAUCUCAGGAGGGUGUACAGAGCCGCAUUGUGGGCGGCCAUGACGCCAGUGAGGGAAUGUUCCCCUGGCAGGCCAGCCUGAGGUACGAUGGCAAUCAUGUGUGCGGCGCAGCCCUCAUCAGCGCAAACUUCAUUGUGACAGCUGCUCACUGCUUCCCCUCGGACCACUCACUCGUUGGUUACUCCGUGUACCUUGGGGUCCUCCAGCUGGGAGUCCCGAGCUCAGAUUCCCAACUUCUGAAACUGAAGCAAGUGACUAUUUACCCCUCCUACUCCCAUGACACUUCCUCCGGGGACCUGGCAGUCGCUGCCCUGGAUUCCCCCGCGACCUUCUCCCACGUGGUCCAACCCAUCUCUCUGCCAGCGGCCAAUGUGCAGUUCCCCAUUGGCAUGACGUGCCAAGUGACUGGAUGGGGCAAUAUCCAACAAGGAGUAAAUCUCCCGGGGGCCAAGAACCUGCAGGUUGGAAACGUGAAGCUCAUCGGCCGGCAGACGUGCAAUUGCCUGUAUAACAUCAAACCUUCGGCCGACUCUAUGGGUUCCAUCCAGCCGGACAUGAUCUGCGCCGGGUCGGCAGCGGGGAGCGUAGACGCCUGCCAGGGAGACUCCGGGGGGCCCCUCACCUGUACAGUUAAUGGCAAAGCCUACCUGGCCGCCGUGGUCAGCUGGGGCGAUGAAUGCGGCGCCCAAAACAAGCCUGGGGUCUACAUCCUAAUCUCCGCCUACGCCAGCUGGAUCCAGGGCAUCGACCCAAGUGCGGUUUUCCAGUCCUUUACCGUGGACAUUCCGUCGGAACCAGAGAACGACAGCGGCUGCAUCGGCGCCAACGGCCAGUUCUAUCCCAACCCCAACGGAGCCGCCAUCUUUCUCGUGACCGUCGCCGCGCUGCCUUUCUACUGGUUAACCGCUUAUAUCCUGAGCGACUUCUAAAGACUGGGAAAUGGAUCACAUUGGACCCAUGGGAAGGGCCUAUCAUUAUGCGGGGGCAGGGCACAGUACAGACUGAAGGGGGGGUUGGGCACAUUUGGAGGUUCUUGUGCCAUGGAGUCUGCCAUAUUGAGCUGUUCCUUCAAUGUUUCUCUAUGUUACAGAUCUGUAUGAACGACCACCAAUAAACGCAGCAGCGUCUGUUAAAUCCA
This is a messenger RNA of Xenopus tropicalis (tropical clawed frog), 1216 nucleotides long. It is a transcript of the gene prss8, whose product is annotated as serine protease 8. Gene Ontology annotation, biological process: proteolysis. Gene Ontology annotation, molecular function: hydrolase activity; serine-type endopeptidase activity; peptidase activity. The record is from RefSeq and is marked provisional. Lineage: Eukaryota; Metazoa; Chordata; Amphibia; Anura; Pipidae.